Molecule: messenger RNA, 5276 nt
Organism: Scatophagus argus
Lineage: Eukaryota; Metazoa; Chordata; Actinopteri; Scatophagidae
Product: un-named sa1614
Exons: 28
Coding region: 764-3772 (1002 amino acids)
Biological process (GO): positive regulation of GTPase activity
Cellular component (GO): cytoplasm
Molecular function (GO): GTPase activator activity; protein binding
Source: RefSeq, a predicted model, not a curated record
UGUCAGUCCAUCUCGGUGCUCGGUCAGCGGUGCGCGCCGCCGCGGCACACAGCCCAGAUGCCGUGCAUCGUGAACGCGCCUCUCCGUGCGGUUUGAAUCAAGAAGGAAAGAAUUUUAAAAAAUCAGCUGGUGAUGAAAACACACAAACGUAUUCCUUGAGUGGAUAGCACAGACCGACUUAAUUCUAUCUCUUGAAGCCGGUCCCGGUGUUUCGGGCGGUCCGGAAUUCGCUCAGCCCCUCCGCUCUUUGUCAGCCGGUUCACACACAGGACCCGGGCGGAUUUGAGGGUUUUUCUGUGGAUGAAGCAGCAUACCGGUGAGAUAUUCGUUGGCUUCAACACGCUAAAAUCCCGGGAGUGUUUUAAUUCAGCGGUGCUUGUGUUGAACGUGCGCUGGGAGGAUUUCUUUCCGGCUGGAUUUAAUCACCUUUUGUCUGGAGGAAGAAGCGGCUGAUGCUGCGGAUCACAGUGAAGUCAUAGCCUGGCGGAGGAGUCACCGGAGCAGGUCUUAUUUAGCGUUUUAAUCUGCACGUUAUCUCCAGAUUUUCUUCACGGCGCAGCGGAGGGUGUGGAAACAACGCCGAUGAUCAUAUCACUUUAAAUUAUUAUUUGUUUUAUUUUAUUAUUCACCAUGACUGGAGGACGGCGUUAGGAUUCCGCCUGCUCUUUUGUGUGCAAUUGAUCACCCCUGUCACGGACUCUUUAGUAAGUCUGUUCCGGUUCUGUGCCGGGCGGUCCCGGUGUGUCCCGGGUUGGGGAGCACCAUGCCGGAGUGUGUGUCGGUGUCAGAGUUCUUGCAGGAGGUUCAGGAGGACUGGAGCUCCCCCACCACCUCCUCUUUCACCUCCAAGAUGAUCAGCUGCAGGAACACCGUCUACCUGCUAGAGGAGGUUCUGGACAGUGAUCGGAUGGUGUUGCAGAAGAUGAAGAAAGCUGCUAAAGCCAAGUACACGUCAGGACAAGACCACGUGUCUCACCUGGAGCAGUACAUUAAUUCGAUGGAGAAGCUGUCGGUCAACUGUUACUCAAAUGGAGAGACAGAGGUUGGCUCAGCCUUCUGCAGACUUGCAGACUUUUCUAAAGAACUUCUCUCUCCCAUGAAGAACCUGUUAAAGAGCAUGCUCCACAACAUCAACUUCUUCCUGGACUCUUUGGUGAAAGGAGACCUGAGGGAGGUGAAGGGGGACCUUAAGAAGCCUUUUGACAGAGCAUGGAGGGACUAUGAGAGCAGAUUUAAGCAGGUGGAGAAAGAGAAGAGGGAGUUAGCUCGUCAGUAUGGGAUGGUGAGGAACGAAGUGAGCGGGGGAGAGAUUGCAGAGGAACUUGAGAAAGAGAGACGCUCCUUCCAACUGAGCAUGUGUGAGUAUCUGAUUAAGGUCAACGAGAUAAAGACAAAGAGAGGAGUGGACCUGUUGCAAAACCUCAUCAAACACUACCACAGCCACAACAACUUCCUGCAGGAAUGUGUUUCCACCACUCAGAGGCUGAAGCAGUACAUGGAGGAGCUGAAUGGAGUCCUGGUGACGGUGAAGCAUCGUCAGGAGGAAGAGAAGAGGCAGCUUGUGUCUCUGAGAGAUCAGCUGAGGCCAGUCGUCCACACAGAGCAGGACUCUUUACCUAAGCAGGUGUACAGUAUGCAUCAGCUGCUGGGGGACAAACAGUACGGGACAGAAAGAACAGGAUUCCUCUACAAGAAGAGUGACGGGUUGAGAAAAAUGUGGCAGAAGAGGAAAUGUUCAGUUCACAACUGUUACCUGACCAUCGCACACGCUACACCCAAUAAACCUCCAACCAGACUCAACCUGCUCACCUGUCAAGUUAAACCAAGUGUGGAGGACAAGAAAUGCUUUGACCUCAUCUCUCAUAAUCGCACCUACCACUUCCUGGCCGAAGAUGAAGCUGAAUGUGUGGCCUGGAUCUCGGUACUCAGUAACAGUAAGCAGGAGGCUCUGAGUGUGGCUCUGGAUGGGGGGAGGAGAGGUGGAAGAGACGGGGAGAGCAGUGUGGAGGAUCUGACCCGAGCCAUCACUGAGGACGUCAGGAGGAUGCCAGGGAACAACAACUGCUGUGACUGUGGAGCUCCGGAACCUGGAUGGCUCUCUACCAACCUGGGUAUCCUGACCUGUAUCGAGUGUUCAGGGAUCCACAGGGAGAUGGGGGUCCACGUCUCCAGGAUCCAGUCUCUCAGUCUCGACAGUCUGGGGACCUCAGACUUGCUGUUGGCUAGAAAUGUUGGUAAUGCUGGUUUUAAUGAAAUACUGGAGGCAAACCUGUUGAGUCCGUCACUAAAACCCUCUCAGCACAGCCACAUGGCAGAGCGUAAAGACUUCAUCUUAUCAAAGUAUCAGGAUGGUCAUUUUGUGAGGCGGAGCUACAGCUCUACUGCAGCGCUGCAACUUGGUCUGCAGGAGGCGACAAAGAACUGCGACAUCUAUGGCCUAAUCCAGCUGUACGCUCAGAGGACGGAGCUGAGUCAGCCGCUGCACACACACAUACAGGAGAAAGGAGAGACAGCCCUCCAUCUAGCUGUCCUACUGGCUGACAGGAUGUCGCUGCACAUCCUGGACUUCCUGGCUCAGAACUGCUCCAAUGUGGACAUGCAGACAUCAGCGGGAAACACAGCACUGCACUACAGCUGUCUGCACAACAAGAGCGACUGUGUGAGACUGCUGCUGAGAGCCAGAGCCAACACACACAUCAAGAACGAGUUAGGAGAGACCGCUCUGGACGUGAGCCGCAAGUUGAAGCACAGCGACUGUGAGGCGCUGUUGCAGCAGGCCCAGUCCAACCAGUUUGACCAUCACGUCCACGUGGAGUACGAGUGGAGGCUUCGUCGUGAUGAUCUCUUUGACAGUGACGAUGACUUCGAUGACAAGAACGGUCCAGUGAAGAAGGAACGCUUCUUCUCUUCUUCGUCCUCUUCCUUCACCUCCUCCUUCUCCUUUUCCUCCCGUCCCCUCAGCUUCAGUCAUUCCACGUCCUCCUCCAUCACUCCAUCCUCCUCUGGAACAGCUGGAGGAGGUCUGCUCAGUGUUGGAAGGAGGCUUGCCAUGGCGAUGGAGCUCCACAGUCGGCCCUGUGGUUCUGCCUCCAGCCCCCCGCCUCCUCCACCGUCCUCUCCUGCACCUCCACUGCCCCCAAGGGUCAAAGCUCCCAAUGUUCCUCCUCCUCCGCCCCCUGCUGGCGGGGAAGGAGCUGGGGAGGAAGAUGAGGAGGAGGUCUUCUUUCCCAUGACAGGCAACAGAAAGUCGACCCCUCCCCCUCCCAUCGCUGUACGACACAAGAGGAGCUGCUCAGAGUCCAGCAAGCACGAUUACAGGCUGCCAACCAGUCCCAGGAUCUACAGCAGUCCAGACUCCUCCUUUAAGAAGAAGCCAGCUUCUCCUCUCAUUUCACUGGCUGAACGAGGUGACAGAGGUUUUCGGAGAGCGGACAGUGAUAGUAGCUCCACCCACAUCCAGCACCCUGCCAGUCAAGCUCUACCCAACAGCUCUCCCACCAAUCAGCACUCUCAGAGCUUUGAGGGUGACGGAAGAGGCCCUGCCCCACAGCCGCUUCCUCGCAGAUCAUUGCCUCGGGGUGCGACGGCCCGUCGGGUUGAGGCGCUGUACGACUGCCAGGCUGACCACCACGACGAGCUGAGCUUCUCUGAGGGACAGGUACUGGUGGUUCUUGGACAAGAGGACAGUGAUUGGUGGCAUGGUUACAUAGAGGAUGAACCGGACCAGAGAGGUUUGUUUCCGUCCUCCUUCGUCCAGCUGCUCUUAGACUGACAUGAACCUGGACCGAACCAGACUAGACGAGGACCAGUACAGACAUUGCAUCAGUGGAGAACCUGAACACGGAGCUCAGGGGAACCACACCACAAACAUCUUGGAUCAUUACUGAGCAGCAGAAGCUGAUGCCCCUGAUUCACAAUGGAGCAUGUUUCAGGUCCACCUUCCAGGAGCUGACCACCAGCACCCUGUCGGUUCAGCCAACCAGCGUUUAUUAUGCCUUCUGUUACCAUGGAAACAUUACCAGACCAGCAGACCAGACUAGUCUUGUAAUAAUGUUGCCAUGGUGACAACCUCACAGAGACGAUCAGCGAUGACUGAUGGCGAUGAUACCUUAAUUUAUUUAUUUAAAAUUUAAAACAAUAUUUUAUUAAACGCACAAAUAACAGCAGGUCUUCAAAAUACAAUUCUCUGGACUUUUAUUUUGAAGUUGAUUUAAAGAACUUUUGUAUAUUCUAAUUUAUUGUGAUGUACUUAUUGUUCCUGUGGAGAUGCUACUACACAAGCUGUUGUACUGUACUGUUUCAGGCUCUGACUCCUUUAAAAGGUUCAACUUGUGACCAGAGCACAAACAACUGUGGGAUACUGAAGAGCAAAGAGAAAUGUUGCCUGCUUCUCAAAGUCAAGGAUGCUUCCUUAGUAGGACAGGUUCUUCCAAGUCAUGUCCUAUGGUAGGGCAAGACUCCUUCCCAGCAUGCAGGGAACACAUAUGUGAGUGUGCAUCGUGUCACUGAAAAAGUACCACCUUUAAUGAGUAUAGUGCUGUCUGGGAUGCCGUCCCUUUACUCCCAUUUGCCACUUUUGAAAGACUGGCAAAACGUUGUGCACAUAGAUGACAAUUGGUUGCGAUAAUAGUUUACCCAAAGACAAUUCGUCAAUGAAAAGAGGAAACGUGCACAUGGGAUUGUGGGUACUUUUGUGUUGCUGAGAAUACACACAGGGUAAAUCUUGAAAAGCUCUGCCUGAAGGACUUAGUCUUUUGGAGAAUUUGAAGGACCCUGGACUCUGGGACACACCCAGUGUCUGCUCUAAAUUCAGGUGACAUCAGUCAGGAACGGGCCUCAGAGGAGGCGGAGCCUAAAAUACAACACACUGAUGCUUCCAGCUGCCUUCAAUUUGCAACAAUGUAUUGCCACCACUAUCGCAAAAACAAAUUUCUCAGUAUUUGGUAUGCAGUGAUACAAAAUAAUUCAGUUUUAACAAUUAACUUUUAUAUAACUUAGCAUAUCACUAUACUUUUCUUGUAAAUGCUAAUGUGUCACAUACACACCACUCUCACUGACUUACCGUACUUACUUAGAUCUUCUACUGGAAGUGGAGCCAAAUGUUGUUUGUUUCUUGUGGUGGCAGCAGUACACUGAGGAACUAAUAGACAUCUCAGCAGAGCUUUUCUCAUUUGAGUUUGUCAACAUCCAUCCAUCCAUUUUCUAUACACUCUCACUCUCACACCUAGGGGCAAUUUAGAGUAGCCAGUUAACCUAAUGUGCAUGUUUUUGGUAUU